GUAUCAUUCUCAGAUUCUAUCAAACCUUCACAUAGUUUCCAUUAUAUUCACUCAUCUUUCAUGUUCAAGCUUCAAGCUUUUAUACUUUAUUAUAUAAGCCCACAUCAAAGUAUUGCCCAAUAAAGGUACACCCAUUUCUUGAAAGUAAAAAAGAUUUUUACUUUAUGAAAAAUUAACCAACUUUAUAUUGUUGCUGUGCUAAAAAGUUAAAACCUUGAUGUUUUUUCAUGUACUUUAGGUGGUUUUGCUUACAGAUUUGUCAAGUUUGUGUAAAUUGGUAGUAGUGUAGCUUUUAGGGUUUUGAUAUAUGUUGUUGUUGAAAGUAGAAAGUUGAAGACUUUAGUCAAAAUGGUGUUAGUACUAGGUUUGAAUCUCGCUAGGUAAACAUCUUGGGGCGAUUAGGGAAAGGGCCCCGAAACUGUCUUGUUAGGAAAAACCUGAAUAGAAAAACCUCAUCCGUAUACCCGAUUUUAUUAAGUAGACCCUAAAUGGAUUCAAGAUUUGGUAGAAUUUUUAGCUCUUUGGAUGAAGAUGGUAAUGAAAAUGGAAAUGGGAUUCAUUUUGGGAAUAAUGGAAGUAUGCCUAUUUUUCAUGAUAGUAAGAAUGUAAAGAAUAAUGGUCAAAUAUAUGAAAGCACUUUUUCAACUAAUUAUGAUCCAGUCAAUGGAACUAGUAGUAGGUAUCAAACUACUAGUUCUUCUAUUUACAGUCAAAAUUUUAAAGGUCUACAAUUUCCUAAUUUGACUAAUAGUAAUAAUAUGAUCAAUGAUAUUAAUAAUAAUGUGGGUGGUGUAAGUGCAAGUAUUGAAGAUGAGCUUAAUGAAGAUUGUGAUUUAUCGGAUGCGAUUUUGGGAUAUAUUAGUCAUGUGCUUAUGGAAGAAGAUAUGGAAGAUAGGUCUUGUAUGCUUCAAGAAUCUUUAGAUCUUCAAGCUGCAGAGAAGCCUUUUUAUGAUGUUCUUGGAAAAAAGUACCCUCCUUCCCCACCUCCAUGGCCUCCACCAUCAUCUGACGGCGGUUUGACCUUUGGAGACCAUUGUGAAAAUAGCAUAUAUGUUGAUAGCGUUAGUAGCUAUAGUGAUUACUUAAAUGAGGGUUCAAGUUUACUAAAUUUUGGAGCUCAGAAUAUAUCGUAUACAUCGUUUGGAUCGUCAAGUAAUGGAGGGCCGGAUUCAUAUUCUCCUGCUAGCACUGCGGAUACGUUUGACCUUUGUAAUGAAAAUCAAAUGAUGUGGCAGUUUAGAAAGGGUGUUGAAGAAGCAAACAAGUUUCUCCCAAGUGUCGACAUUUCUGCCAAUGUCAGUUAUGACAAGAUAAGAGAAGAAAGUCCAGUCGUGUUCACAGGAUCAAAGGUAAGAAAAAAUCCUUACGGUGAGGAUAUAACUGAAGUAGAAAAAGAAGAAAGAAGUAUUAAGCAAGCGGCAAUUUUUCCUGAUCCCACUUUGAGGUCUAAAGAGAUAGACUUGAUCUUUCUAUCUAGUCUGGGAGAAGGUAAGGUUGCUUUAGACUCAUUUCGUGACACUUUACGUGAAGAAAAGAUUAAAGAUUCAUUAAAAGAUGUAGAAGAUGUAAGUUUAAGUAAACAGAAAGGUAAAGGUAGAAGCAAGACUCGUGGUAGGAAACAAAAUAGGAAAAAAGAGGUGAUAGAUUUGAGAACUCUUUUAAUUACUUGUGCACAAGCCGUUGCAGCUGACGAUAGAAGGAAAGCAAAUGAACUUUUGAAACAAAUUAGGCAGCAUUCGUCUCCUUUUGGUGACGGGUCUCAGAGGUUAGCUCACUGUUUCGCUAAUGGGCUUGAGGCUCGCUUAGCUGGCACUGGUAGCCAGAUUCACAAAGCAUUAGUGAGCAAGAAAACUUGUGCAGCUGACUAUAUAAAAGCUUACCAGCUGUAUAUGGCCACAUCACCGUUCAGAAAGAUUUCAAACUUUGCUUCAAACAGGACGAUAAUGGAUAAAGCAGAGAAUGCCAUGAGGGUACACAUAAUCGAUUUUGGUAUCCUGUAUGGCUUCCAAUGGCCUACAUUCCUUCAACGUAUUUCACAAAGAAAGGGUGGGCCACCGCGGGUUAGGAUUACUGGAAUAGAGUUUCCUCAACCUGGUUUUAGGCCGGCACAAAGAAUUGAGGAGACUGGCUGGCGUUUAAAAGCUUAUGCCGACCAUUUUAAAGUUCCCUUUGAAUAUAGUUCCAUAGCUAAAAGAUGGGAAAAUGUUACAGUUGAGGAACUUAUGCUUGAUGAGGGUGAGUUUCUAGUGGUUAACUGUAUGUAUCGCGCAAAGAACUUGCUUGAUGAAACAGUGGUGGUGGAUAGUGCCAGAAAUAUUGUCUUAAACCUGAUUAAGAAGAUUAAUCCAGAUAUCUUUAUCCAUGGAAUUCUAAAUGGAUCUUAUAAUGCUCCGUUUUUCCUCACACGUUUCCGUGAGGCUCUUUUUCAUUUCUCAGCAUUAUUUGAUAUGCUUGAAACCAAUGUGCCUCGUGAAAGGCCAGAGAGAAUGCUGCUUGAAAAAGAAAUCUUCGGGAGAGAGGCUUUGAAUGUUAUAGCUUGUGAGGGGUGGGAAAGGAGUGAAAGACCCGAGACAUAUAAGCAGUGGCAUGUUCGAAAUUUGAGGGUAGGUUUAGUUCCAGUUCCAUUAUCGCGGUUUAUUAUCAAGCGGGGAGGUGAGAAAGUGAGCUUAUAUCAUAAAGAUUUCUUGAUAGAUGAAGACAAUCAUUGGCUUCUGCAGGGAUGGAAAGGACGAAUUAUCUAUGCUAUUUCCUGUUGGAAACCUGUUUCUAAGUAGCUAAUGAUUUCAACGUGUGCUUGGUUCGUGAAAUGUUCACUUAUGGCUACAUAUACUUUUUUGCUUUGUUAACGUUCGGCUUCAUUUGGUUUCUACCCGUGGUCAGUGAAAAUGCAUAUUUCUUGUUGGUAACAAACGCCUCUAUGUUCAAUAUGUUCUGCAUAUGGGUACCCCACACCAGCAGACACCUUCUAGCAUCUUGGCAUUACAUAUCUUUCUGAGAACUGUCAAAUUUUGUGUAGUUGAGUAGCACCUCUUAGUCCUUAGUGCCGUAGCUUUCUGUGUAACUUGGAAGGUAGCUUAUGUACUCUUGUAACGCUAAUCCGCCAAACCAAAUGGUUCUUCAUGCUUCAGUUAAUAAUAAUAUAUCAAGACAUUUUGUAUUUCUUUAAUUAACCUUUUUGUUUUAUAUAUAAUUCAUGCAAAAUAGAUUGAUGAGUA
This is a messenger RNA of Erigeron canadensis, 3215 nucleotides long. Its product is annotated as scarecrow-like protein 9. The transcript has a single exon. Gene Ontology annotation, molecular function: sequence-specific DNA binding; DNA-binding transcription factor activity. Gene Ontology annotation, cellular component: nucleus. Gene Ontology annotation, biological process: regulation of DNA-templated transcription. The record is from RefSeq and is a predicted model, not a curated record. Lineage: Eukaryota; Viridiplantae; Streptophyta; Magnoliopsida; Asterales; Asteraceae. The coding region runs from base 489 to 2774 and encodes 761 amino acids.